This is a messenger RNA of Sinocyclocheilus grahami, 857 nucleotides long. Its product is annotated as triple functional domain protein-like. Bases 39 to 767 code for a protein of 242 amino acids. The record is from RefSeq and is a predicted model, not a curated record. The transcript has 4 exons. Gene Ontology annotation, molecular function: protein binding. Lineage: Eukaryota; Metazoa; Chordata; Actinopteri; Cypriniformes; Cyprinidae.
CAGGUGGUUGUGAGCUCACAGUGGUCAUCCAUGACUUCAUGGCCGGUAACAGUAAUGAACUGACAGUGCGAAGGGGACAGACGGUAGAGGUACUAGAGAGGCUCCAUGAUAAGCCCGACUGGUGCUUGGUGCGGACCACUGACCGUUCCCCUGCCCUGGAAGGCCUGGUUCCCUGUGCCAUGCUCUGUAUCGCCCACUCCCGCAGCAGCAUGGAGAUGGAGGGCAUCUUUAACCACAAAGACGCGCUUUCUGUGUGCAGUAACGAUGCCAUCUUGCCAGGCUCCUCUGCCACCCUGCAGCCAGGUCAUGUGAUGGGCUCCCAGAGUUCCCCUGGGCCAAAACGCACUGGCAACACAUUAAGGAAAUGGCUGACCAGCCCUGUGAGGAGACUCAGCAGUGGUAAAGCCGACGGCCACGUGAAGAAGCUGGCGCACAAACACAAGAAGAGCCGUGACGUCAGAAAGAGCGCAGACGCAGGUUCGCAGAAAGACUCUGACGACAGCGCAGCCACGCCACAGGAUGAGACUCUGGAAGAGAGGGUGCGUAACGAGGGUCUGAGCAGCGGGACUCUCUCCAAAUCAUCGUCGUCAGGAAUGCAGAGCUGUGGAGAGGAAGAGGGAGAGGAAGGAGCUGAUACUGUGCCACUUCCUCCACCCAUGGCCAUCCAGCAGCACAGCCUCUUCCAGUCGGACGCACAGGAUGACAAGCAUUACGUUGAUUUGUGUCCUGUCUUUGUUUUAUCUCAGUUCCCAUACCUCUCCAUCUGACAUCCUCCCUUUCUGGCCUCCCUCCUUUCAUAUCACUUUUCAUUGCUUUCUUUUCCCAUAACCCCCGGCUUAUCAAAAGAUCCAAGAACC